UGCGAUGGAUUUCAAGGAAUGUCCGAGCACCACAAACUCUCGCUGAUAGUCCAUCGCGUCUAGCGCUGCUCCUGGCGUUUCUUCCACAUCUAGAAAGGGCUUUGGUUUGACUCUUCAUCCUCCUCAUUGAUUUUAAACUCUAACUGUUAAUGAAUAGUAUUUCAACGUGAAAUAAGCGAAAAACACACGGAUAUCUUCAGCAAAUUCUACAUUCGUCUGUGUAGCUACUGAACGCAACUAUGUCCCGGAGGAAAGUGAGGGGACUCACCAAAACCGGGCGACAGGUGAGCGAGGACCCGGACCUCGACAAUUUACUAUCAAACCUGUCGCCUGAAGAAAUGGAGGAGCUGCAGAAAGAGGUUUCCGUUGUUCCCGACCCAGACCCGAGUGAAAUAAUCAUUGUGGACCAAACGGAUUUAAAACCAAACGCGCCAGUUAAAAAGGAAACACAACAGAGCAGUCAGACCGAUGACUUCAGAUCCCGCUUUCAGAGAAACCUGUCAACUGAGGGAGAGCCGAAGAAGGAGAGCCGGAAGCAAGAGUAUCUGCGUAAGAUGGGCCUGAGCCAAGAGAAGAAUACCUCUGUGUCUGACGGCAAAGAUGAAGGACUUCAGACCUCUACAUCUUCCUUCUCUAAACAUGAUGGUAGAAUGGAGGACAAGGCCCGCAGAGUCACAGAGGGCACCAAAGAUGACAAAUUUGGCCCAACUGCCCAUUCCAGGAAGGAUGAAGAAAGUGAGAAGAAAGUAGAAGUGAAGGAACAAAAUGAUGGGAGUAAAUUCAAAGAUAGAAGAGAGAUGAGAGAAAGCAGUAGCAGUAAAACCAAGGAAUUAAUAUCCAAGCUUCAGGAGAAGAAGGAGGAUAGUAAGGAGAAAAACAGAAAGGAAGACAGUCGGAAAAGGGAAUCUGGGGAAAGCAAAGCAAAGGAGAUGAUUUCUAGGAUUAAGGAGAAAGAGGAGAAGGAAAGGGAGAGAAAGGAAGAGAUUAGGAAGAGAGAGGAAAACAAAACUAAAGGCUAUACGUCCAGGUUAGAGGAAAAGCAAAAUCAGGUUCUGGAAGACAAAACGAAAGAAGAGAAGAAGGACACAGAAGAAAACCAAACAAGAAGGUUAAGCGAAAAAGUGAAAGACGGCCCCUUGUUGGAAGUAAAGGGACCUCCCGAAAAUAAAGAGAAAGAACCUGCAAAAGCUAAUGAAAAUAUGAGGAAGCCGCAAGAAUGUAAUGCAAAACCGAGCGAUGAGAGAACAGGGGAUGUUCAGAAGCAAAAUCAAAUUGAAAAUGAAGUUCAUGAACCGAUUAAGGAAGAGAAAAUUGGAAACUGUGUCUCAGACACUAUUUCAAAAAGUAAGACAAAAGAGGAGGAAGAGGAGGACGAGUCGGCUAGCAUGUUUGAUGAAGAUUUAGAGAAAGUUCGUCGCAACGAUCCAAGCAUGACUGAUCUCAACGUGAACAAUUCUGAGGUCAUCAAAACCAAAACGCUUAUUCAGUUUGCAGAGGCCUUGAAAAACAACACACACAUCAAAGUGUUUUCUUUGGCUAACUGCCGAGCAGAUGACCACGUGGCUUAUGCGAUUGCCGAGACCUUGCGCAAUAACAAAAGCAUCACUAGCGUCAAUUUGGACUCCAAUCUUCUUACUAGCAAAGGUGUUAUGGCCUUGAUCCGUGCCCUCCAACACAACUCCACACUCACUGAGCUACGCUUCCACAACCAGCGGCACAUCGUCGGAGGAAAGUCCGAGAUGGAAAUGACCAAAAUCUUGAAAGAAAACACGACUCUUCUGAAACUGGGCUACCACUUUGAGUUAGCUGGUCCUCGCAUGACUAUGACCAAUAUUCUUAGUCGCAAUAUGGACCGCCAGAGGCAAAAGCGGCUGCAGGAACAGAAGCAAGCUCAAGCCCAAGGCAGUGGAGACAAGAAGGACUCAUUAGAAGUUCCAAAACCAGGCUUUGGUAAAAGCUCCCCGAAAGCUUCGCCCAGGCCAUCUCCUAUACCUUCUCCCAUACCGUCACCCGCCCCGUCGCCCAAGUUGACUCAUAAGAAAAGGGUCAGUGGGCUCGGUGGUGGACCACCUCCGCCGCCACCACCGCCUGGAGGACCACCACCGCCUCCACCUCCAAUGUUAGACGGAGACUUCCUGAAGAACUCCCUGACGCCCGUGUCACAAAGGAAGCUAGACGAUAGGAGUGGAGGAAGAGGAGGAGCUCAAAACUCAAGGGACCAACUUCUGGCUUCAAUUAGAGGCAGCAAUAUCAAACAGCUCAAAAAGGUUGCAGUACCAAAGCUCUUGCAAUAAGCCGACAUGCAAAGAGAUAAUUAUGGGUAAAGAAAAAAGACAGGAAUGAAAGGACAGACAUCUCACAGACCUUGAGAAGAUCAUUACUCAGAAUCUUCCAUACAGAGUCUUACUGCUGCCCUAUAGUAUGGAAGACAUGCAAGGACUCGUAUACAAUUGAAUGCACAGCUUCUACCCAGGAGUCUUUGUACAAAAUACACUGGACGAUAGAAAGAAAUGGAAGCGUGGUGCAGUCAUGGGUGCUCAGAGGCUUCAGUGGCCUAUGGAACUGCAGAGUUGAUGCCUUGCUUGUCAUUUGCACUAAAAGAAUCAUUUCAUAUAAUAUAUUUACUAGUGUGUGUGUUAUAAUCUCGGUCUGCGUUCCCCUGUCUCGGUCUUGUGUUUAAGGACACAGUGAGCAUCGAUGCUCCCUAGUUUUUGCAGUGCAUUGUGGGAUUUUUCAGGGAGUGAAAACUCCCUGAUCAAGUGCCCUCACUACUGAACUAGGGAGCUGAUUGAGACGCACCCAGGAACUGCACACAGGAAGAGGGCACAGAGAAUACACUUUCAAAACAAGAGUCCUUAAACACAAGACCAAGACAGGGAAACACAGACUGAGAUCAUAACAGUGUGUUUGGUACAGUAUGUGUGGAUGUUGAAAAGAUGUUUGUUUCUGCAAUAGAAUUGGAUCUUCUUACAGCUGACUGAAUUUAACUAUGUAAGAAAAAUCUUUUUUUCUUUGUUUGGGAAUCUCUAUAAUAAAAGCUCUUGCUGAUCAGGGAAUAAAGGUGGGAUUCUAAUCAAAUAUUACAAAUAACAGAAUACUACAGAUUUUUUUAAUACCUUAUGUUUUGAAUGAUUGAGUGUUAAAGUAAACAGGAUUAUAGCAUUCAAGAAAAAGCGAUGGAUAAUCAGAUCUAUGUGAAUAUGACUGCUUAAACAUACAAUAUUUAUUUGAUCUGAGUUCUCCUUUAAAAUUUUAUGUUAUCCAUUGAGUAUAUAAAUGUUAAUCGCUGUUAAGUGUAAUUUUGUUUUUACCAUCCGUUUGUAAUUUAUCCAAAAACAUUAAAAAUGUAGCAAGUUUUUACUUUGGGAAUGGAAGCAAUCUCUGCACAAAAAAAAUGUUAAUGUACCUAACGCUUUGAAGACAAUAUAUUUUCAUGCUUGCAUGAUCUCGGUCUCUUCAAGAGUGAAAAGCUAUAGCAGAAUGUUAUGCUUAAUGAAAUAUCAAACAUGAAUUCACAAUCUUGUUUCAGGUUUCAGCUGGGAAAUCAAGCUGAGUAAUUCAAUGUGUGCUAUUUAGAAAAGAUCGUUUUGGAUGAAUAUGCCAGAUAAAGAUAUGGUUCAACAAACACA
Labeo rohita (rohu) is the source of this 3629-nucleotide messenger RNA. RefSeq names its product leiomodin 1b (smooth muscle) (gene lmod1b). Bases 240 to 2294 code for a protein of 684 amino acids. Lineage: Eukaryota; Metazoa; Chordata; Actinopteri; Cypriniformes; Cyprinidae. Gene Ontology annotation, molecular function: tropomyosin binding; actin binding. Gene Ontology annotation, cellular component: striated muscle thin filament; myofibril. Gene Ontology annotation, biological process: myofibril assembly; pointed-end actin filament capping; muscle contraction. The record is from RefSeq and is a predicted model, not a curated record. The transcript has 3 exons.